Messenger RNA from Amblyraja radiata (thorny skate), 934 nucleotides. RefSeq names its product ubiquitin carboxyl-terminal hydrolase 47-like. Gene Ontology annotation, cellular component: nucleus; cytosol. Gene Ontology annotation, molecular function: cysteine-type deubiquitinase activity. Bases 326 to 934 code for a protein of 202 amino acids. NCBI's taxonomy places the organism in Eukaryota, Metazoa, Chordata, Chondrichthyes, Rajiformes, Rajidae. The record is from RefSeq and is a predicted model, not a curated record. The transcript has 6 exons. Gene Ontology annotation, biological process: protein deubiquitination.
UGGCUCGCUAAGUAGCACAGAUUCCCAGCAAUAACAAUGAGGCAUAUUUGGAAACGAAACGGAAACUAACUCCUGAUAGCUGUGUGCCACUGAUUAGGUUGCAGAGUUGGACGCGUUUACAAUCGGGAUGUAUUUCCUGCAGAAGUGACAGAGCGCUGCGGUUGUGCCUGGUCUCAGACACUGCGAAUCUCAGCAGAGGAAGUGUGUGAGUUGAACUCCCAACACCCGGAGCGUGGCUAAAACCACUGCCCAUUCACUCGCUUUGUUUAAUUUCAGACUGACAACAAGUGUCGGACUAAGAGGGGAAAAUCGUAAAAGGAAAGAAAUGAGGAACAGCGGAAUGCGAAACAAUGCAAAUCCCACAGGAUUUGUCGGGAUAUAUAACCAGGGGGCCACAUGCUACCUGAACACGUUGCUUCAGACUUUCUACAUGUCUCCUGAAGUGAAGGAUACUAUCAUCAGAUUAAAUGAACAACGAUUUAAAAAGAUCAAUAAGGAAGCCAGCAUCACUUAUCAACUUAAGGAACUGUUUGCGAAGCUAGAUGCAAGAGAAACACCAAGGACAGAUUUGAUUACAAGAAAUCUGGGCAUGAGCAGAGAUGAUGUUUACAAACAACAAGACGCAGAAGAAUAUUUCAGACGGUUAGUGAACAAGGUCAGCAAAGAAACUGAAGGGGAGACCUGUAACAUAUUGCAGAUCUACCAAAGUAAAAUGAUUAAUAGCCAGAGGUGUUUGGAAUGCAAAGUUGAAGACACAACACAAUGCGAUCUUUUGGAUAUUCCUUUGCCAGUUCGCUCAAAUGAUAGAGGUAUCCACAUCCAAAAUGUGAAUGCCACCUUUCAAGACUUCUUGAAAACUUCCAUUUUGGAUGGAGAUAACUUGUGCUAUUGUGACAGGUGUGAUAAGAAAACAGAAUUUGAGAUUGUGAGUUAA